Anopheles moucheti is the source of this 2707-nucleotide messenger RNA. RefSeq names its product transcription factor SOX-4-like. The transcript has 2 exons. Gene Ontology annotation, biological process: positive regulation of transcription by RNA polymerase II; anatomical structure morphogenesis; cell differentiation. The record is from RefSeq and is a predicted model, not a curated record. Gene Ontology annotation, molecular function: DNA-binding transcription factor activity, RNA polymerase II-specific; RNA polymerase II cis-regulatory region sequence-specific DNA binding. Bases 1 to 2094 code for a protein of 697 amino acids. NCBI's taxonomy places the organism in Eukaryota, Metazoa, Arthropoda, Insecta, Diptera, Culicidae.
AUGGUGCAGCAACAGCAGCAGCUGCAGCAGCAGCAGCAGCAGCAACAGUACAACGGCAACGGCUCACCGCCCGUCUUCGGCUCCCAGAUGGUGGAUAAGAACUCCAGCACACCCUACACCGAUGCAACGCAGACGAAAAAACACAGUCCGGGCCACAUCAAGCGACCGAUGAAUCCGUUCAUGGUGUGGAGCCAGAUCGAGCGGCGCAAGAUCUGCGAGGUGACGCCGGAUAUGCACAAUGCGGUCAUCUCAAAGAACCUGGGCCAGCGCUGGAAGCAGCUCAGCCAGGAAGAGCGCCAACCGUUCAUCGAGGAGGCGGAACGUUUGCGCAAGCUGCACACGCAAGAGUACCCCAAUUACAAGUACCGUCCAAAGAAGAAGCAGGUGAAGGGUGUUGGUGGCGGAGGCACUGGCGGUUCGUCCAAGAACGGGUCGCCUUCGUCGUCCUCCUCCACCGGUGCCGGUUCACCUGCCCUGUCCACAUCGUCGUCCUCCUCCUCGCCCGAGUCCGUGUCGUCCCGGGACAGCUGUGGAUCGUCGAGUAGUUCCUCCUCCUCGUCAACCUCGUCCGCCGGUGGUAAGUCACCGGCGUCUUCCGGUAAGCGCAGCCGAACCGCUAGCGGGAAGGUCUCCAAGGCAGGCGCCGGCAACGGUGGCUCGCUGAAGGCCAAAAAGCAAGUGAUCAUUGACGAACUCGGCCAGCCGACCAUGGCUGCGGUAGCGACGGCCGCCACCGUGACAACGCUCGCGGCCCAACCCGACUGUUACUCGCUGGCGGCCACCCAACCGCUGCCAAACUCACCGGAGAGCGCUGCCUUGUACGACGAACGGUCGCUGAUCUCGCCCGAGCCCACGUUCGGUCCAUUCUCCGAAAGCACCCCAAUCUUCAUCCGAACGCCGGACCACAACGUGUUCGUGGUGGACGAAAGCAACCACUUUGAUCACGAAGCCAAGGGCUUCCUGUACGCGCACGGUACCACGCCCGAUCUCACCGGUGACAGCGUGGGGAGUCCGCUGGGCCAUAACACCACCAUUAUCACCUCCGUCACCUCCGCAACGACAGCCACCAGCAACAGCAGUCCGAGUGCGCUCAGUCACGGUGCACACGUGGCGUCCGCCUGCAACAGUCCGCAUCCGCAGCAUCACAAUCAACACAACAACAACAACAGUCUUCAGAUCAACAACAAUCACCUCCAGCAUCAGCCGCAAUCGACGCCGUCCGUCAAGUCCGUCUACACCGACAGCGACGGGGACUGCGUGAAGACGGAGAAGUACUACGAUGACGACGAGUGCCCGAGCGAUCGCUUCGGGGCCAUGCUGGACGACAGCUGUUUGGACGGUGUUGCUGGCAUCAACCGAAUAGACGAUUCGCUGGACCUUGGCCCCGGGUCGGUGGGCUCCACCGGUCCGCCCGGUUCGGGCGCGUGUUUCGGUGAGAUUGUGGCCUUCAAUGGACAUUUCACGCUGACCGACCCAACUCAGCAGCAGCAGCAGCAACAGCAACAGCAGCAACAGCAGCAACAACAACAGCAAGCUCAGCAACAGACGCAGCAGUCACAUCACCUCAACCAGCAACAGCAGCAUCGGGGCACACUAGCGAGCUUUAACGAAAUCACCAACGGACAACAGUGCCACCAGCCGUUGGGGCUGCAACCGUUCCAGUUCUCUUUGGCCAACCAGCCCCUGGUUGCCAACAGCCUUCACCAGCAGCACCAGCAGCAGCAGCAGCAGCACCAGAGCCAGCAGCAGUUCCAGCAGCAGCUGCGACAGUACGGUUGCCAGCAGCAUCUGAUGGACUCGCAGGUAGCCGUGGAGAACAUGGGAUUGCCGCUGCUGGCGGAAGCUUCGCUCGUGCCCAACUGUCAACCUUCGCCGUCGGUGGACGGGUUCGGGGCCGCGUCGCUGUCGCUCGACGGUAACAGCCAGACGGACGUGUUGCCCAUCCUGGACGAUAUGCUCGGUACCGCCAACAUGGACUACACCUUCGAGGGGCUCGAGACGGCAUCCUCCUCCAGCGGUUCACACCUGGAGUUCAUCACCGAGGACAACAGUAUUUUCCUGUCCGAGCCGAACCUGAUCGGCUACACCGUUUAAGGCAACACACGGAACCGGUGAGCGAACCCAAAAAACCCCCCCAAUUCACCACAUACACUCACACACAUACACACAGUAAACAUAUUAAAUACACAUGGCACAGGAGAUGCGAUUUGAAGCGUCCUCCGUAAGCGUAAGCGACCUAUUCUCCAGCAAAAGUUGCCACAUGGAAGAAAAUGAAUGAAUGGGUAGCAACCAUUUGCUGCUACAAUUUAUCACUGGGAAAAUAAGGAUAACAAAAGAGACAAAGAGAAUAAGAUGGAGGAAAAGCGGAAAAACAAAGAGAGAGAAAAAGUUGGGUUAAGAAAAAAAAUAAGUGCUUUAUCAAAUGAGAGGUGCAUAUGAUUGCAAGAAGGCGUGCAUGGGGAACUGCGAAUGUAAGGGAACUGCGUAAAGGAGUUUGGAUGUUUUGUGCGAUACAUUAUAACUAACUAAGGAUAACGAAAAAAAAAAAAACUUAAAAAUAGCAGGAAAAAAUGAGGAGUAAAGUUUUGCAAUAUAUAAGUAUAUGAAAGCAAAGAAAGUAAGUAAGCAAAACCACAAGUUAAGCGUAAUAAAACUACAAAGAGAAAUAAAACCAACUGUCAGUAAAACAAAAAAAAACAAAAGAAAA